AUGCCCCAUAUGUCGCUUCUCAGCAACCAAGAGGCUUCUAGGCCCGGGUAUUAUCUUCCUCAUCACGCGGUAAUUAAGGAAGAGAGCCUGACGACAAAAACGCGAGUCCUUUUUGACGGUUCCGCGAAGACAUCGACUGGGGUGUCGCUUAAUGACACGUUCAUGAUCGGUCCGACUAUUCAAGAUGAUUUAUUUUUAAUCGUCACUCGGUUUCGUCCUCAUCCUCUUGUAAUUACAGCGGACAUUCGACAAAUGUACCGACAAAUUCGCGUUACUGACAAUGAUCGGUUCUAUCAAAAGGUCUUAUGGCGAAAAAAUCAGGAUGAACCGAUUAAAACUUAUUCCUUGAAUACUGUUACAUUCGGUACUGCUUGUGCACCUUUUUUAGCGAUUCGUACGUUGCACCAAUUAGCAGACGAUGAAAAAGAUGCCUUUCCAGAGGCCGCGAAAAUUCUCAAACGCGACUUUUACGUUGACGAUCUUCAAACUAGCGCGAAAACAAUCAACGAAGCUCGUCAACUUCGAGAUGAAUUAAUUAAGCUCUUGCAAAAAGGUGGAUUCAGUCUAUGCAAAUGGGCUUCGAAUAAGCCAGAAUUAUCGCAAGACCUUUCAAGUGAAACUUCAAAUAAAUAUAUGUCGCUUGAUCCUUCAGAUAUGAUCAAGGUAUUAGGAAUUCAUUGGGAUCCUAAAUCCGAUUCAAUUUUAUAUUCGGUUAAUUUGUCUGACUCAAAUGAUCGCGCAACCAAGCGGUCUAUUCUCUCGCAGUGUUCGAAACUCUUUGACCCUCUAGGGUUGCUAGGCCCCGUCAUUGUUGUAGGCAAAAUUAUAAUUCAACAGCUGUGGAAACAUCAGUUAGGAUGGGACGAUCAAGUUCCACCUGAUGUUCAUGAAAUGUGGUUAGAGUAUAAGAAGCAAUUGCCUUUACUUAAUUCUGUGAGAUACCAACGAUGUAUAGUUCACAACUCUUCGAUUGACAGCCAAUUGCAUGGUUUUUGCGAAGCGAGCGAGAAGGCGUACGGUGCUUGUUUGUAUCUUCGUUCGACAGAUAAUCGCGGAAAUUACCAUUGUGAGCUCAUAUGCUCUAAAUCACGCGUCGCUCCGCUCAAAACAAUGACCUUGCCAAAACUCGAGUUAUGCACCACCGCGCUACUCGUUCAGUUAUUUAAUUCCACGAUUCGCUCUCUUCGGAUAGACUUUUGGAAGAAGGUUUUUUGGUCAUAUUCAACCAUCGCGUUAAAUUGGAUAAAUUCUCCACCUCACACGCUAUUAACUUUCGUAGCUAAUCGAGUUUCCGAAAUUCAAGCAACGACUAAGCCUACAGACUGGCGACACGUUCCCACUCUCGAUAAUCCCGCGGAUUGUAUAUCGCGUGGUCAAGGUCCUCACGGUUUUUUAAAUAACACUCUUUGGACACACGGUCCGCAGUGUUUGAGUUGUUACGAAAACAAUUGGCCUCAAUUUGAUUUCAAGCUUUCAGAGGUCCCAGAAAAACGUUCACCAUAA
Molecule: messenger RNA, 1503 nt
Organism: Belonocnema kinseyi
Lineage: Eukaryota; Metazoa; Arthropoda; Insecta; Hymenoptera; Cynipidae
Exons: 1
Coding region: 1-1503 (500 amino acids)
Source: RefSeq, a predicted model, not a curated record